Messenger RNA from Annulohypoxylon truncatum, 1007 nucleotides. RefSeq lists its product as uncharacterized. The transcript has 2 exons. NCBI's taxonomy places the organism in Eukaryota, Fungi, Ascomycota, Sordariomycetes, Xylariales, Hypoxylaceae. Bases 187 to 876 code for a protein of 229 amino acids. The record is from RefSeq and is a predicted model, not a curated record.
CGCUUACAUCAGUUGCCAGUCAGCCACCAUCCACAGCCUACCUUACGUAGUACUCCGAGGGUUUCCCCUCAAUAAUUGAAAGAUGUACUUGCCUGGGUAGGUAUCCUGCAUACAUAGCCCUCCAGAUUGUUCCCAUGAUCAGUAUUACUAUUUGAUCUAUGACUGGACACAUUCGUGACUGGGGAGAUGGACGAUAUAGAGCAAAAUACGACAGGAACUUCCAUAGACAAUACAGUUACACCAGCAAGCGGAAUUGCUAGUCCUCAGUCUUGGGAAAAGGCAUAUAAGCAACACUACGAGAAUUUUGUUACAUUAGUCUCGCCGAGAUGGGCCAUACAAGACUUUCUCAUUCGGAUGGUGUGCGGGUUGUGCGGACAAACAGCAUCAGUGCCGCGCAGCAGGUUAGGCUAUCGCGUUAACUUCGCCGAGAUGCAAAGGAUGUACAUGAGAGCACUACAGAUCGAUCUCAUCAAGCUUGGUGUUGAGAUGAGAUUUGACGAGACAUCGCAGAAGGCCGAGGGCUGGGGCGACAUGCCAGUGGGGUUGAAGAAAAUGGACGCGAUAUUGAAGGCGUAUAUACAAGCCGUUCGAGACUACGAGUACAUGACCGAUGCUACGCAGAAACAAUACGACAUGUUCAUCGCCUCGUCCGAGCGAGAUCAAGAUCACGUGCACCUAAGGGCAGCAAUUCUUCGCGCCCAAAAAGGCGUGGAUGAUUUCGAAGAUUCAGAGCAAAAGUAUGCAUUGCCCACUGGUCCUUGGGAGGUAGUUCGCGCAGGUGAAAAACCGGUUCCUAUUGGAGGAACUCGAAACGCCAGUGUUCAGAGCCUUUUACGACGGGCUCUCCUAACGCGGGUCUUCCUAGCAUUACUAUGAUCCGCAUUCUUGAUUGGACCCAUGUGGCUUUUAGCUCUCAAGAGAGAUCUGAUCUUUGAUCUGGGGACUACGACAGUUGCUGUGACGAUAUUUGGGCUGCUCCUAGCGUUCGUCGUCGAAAAAGGAGACCA